Messenger RNA from Acromyrmex echinatior (Panamanian leafcutter ant), 1045 nucleotides. RefSeq names its product flexible cuticle protein 12. Gene Ontology annotation, cellular component: chitin-based extracellular matrix. NCBI's taxonomy places the organism in Eukaryota, Metazoa, Arthropoda, Insecta, Hymenoptera, Formicidae. Gene Ontology annotation, molecular function: structural constituent of chitin-based larval cuticle. The record is from RefSeq and is a predicted model, not a curated record.
GAUUUCGACUACCCACGUCAGUCUUCUUCUUCAAACGAGAGUAGAUGUACAUCGCCUCCACAUUCAACAUGAAAACAAUCAUCGCCCUCUGCGCCCUCGUGGCCAUCGCCAUCGCAGCACCCCCUCACGAUGAGACGGUCAUCGUGAAAGAAACACCACUGGAUAACAUUGGUGUUGAUGGAUACCAGUAUGGUUACGAGCUUUCCAACGGUCAGGCCCAUCAAGAGUCUGCCCAGCUGGUGAACGUCGGCCAUGAGAACGAGGCUCUCGUCGUCCGCGGUAGCUUCACCUACGUCGACCCGGAGACCAACGUUAGGUACACCGUCAACUACGUCGCUGACGAGAACGGAUUCCAUCCCGAGGGAGCGCAUCUGCCGUCUAUCUAAAUGUUAAUAUUAAUUACCAGUGAGAUACUAAAGUCGAUAUGAAAAAUAGCUAGCUCUGGAUAAACUUACCUGAUGAUCAUCAAGUGGGCGUAGUGAGCCCGAAGACAAUUGAAGAGUACAGACAUUCUCGAUCGUUUUAAUAUAAAUACCUGCAUAUUGGCUUAUAAUGCAGUAGAUAUUAAAUUCACGAUUUAUUAAUUAUAUACAAAUGCUUCGUGAAUGAAUAUACUGAUUUACAUAAUGAUAUCGAACGUAUUAGCGAAACUGUAUUCUUUUCAACAGUCAUUACUUGUAUGAAUGAUCGAGUACGAACGAUAUUGUUUUAAAUAAACAUUGAAUGUGUUAUGUUUUCACGUCGCGGAUGUAUAAUGUACAUAUCUAUGUUAUAAUAAAUCGUAAAAUUAAUAUUGUAUUGUGAGUUAACAUGAAAUUCUUAAUCGGUCUUUAAUAGUACCUUAUUGAAAAUCGAUUAUAAAUAGCACAAACAUGGGUCGAUUAAUCGUAUUUGGACUGCACAGCUAUAUUUGGAAAAAUUCCAGCGACAUUGCGAUCUCUACAAUUUCGUCACAGUGAUACGCGCAAUUCUACCUUUUGCAUUGUAAUACAAUUCUGCCUUUUGUAUUAUAGUAGCUUUGUCGAUCUUAAAUUAAUAAGAAUUU